CUGUGAAAGAUUGUUCCUUGUCCAGUUGGAUGUGCAACAGGUUACCGUUGAGGUACCAGACAACGCUUUGAUUCAGGAUGGGGGAAUGCAGGACGUCACGUUGGACAUUGAUUUCAUCCCAACGGACGAUUCGGCAGGUGUUGUCAAUGCAGCUGGGACAGAUAGAUACAGGAUUCAGGUGUUCCUGGCAACAGACUCUGAUGGCAGCAACCCGACCCCUCCGACGGAUGCCGACCUGACCCCUGGCCAGAUGCAGCAAGACAUCACGGACCUGAUCCUCAACACCUUCGAUGAUGUAGUGGUAACUCUCGAUCUCACACAGGUCAGUUGCUUUGAGGGCCAGUACCAGUACAUUUGCAUCGAUCUCGGGCCAUCGCAGGCAGCACUGGAUGGUGAGCUAUGGGAUCAGGCACCCCCGGCUAUACGGAUCGGAUGUGCGCAGAUAACUUGUAAAUCUGCCGUGGAGAUCAACAUUGACCUUGUCCGAGUUGACUCCCCAAGCACUCUUAUCCUCUGCGAUGAAGAAAUCAACGAGGUGUCAAUCACAAUCAUGGCCACGCCCACUACAGACUCAUCUGGCCCAGUCAAUGGUUGUGACGGUGGUGAUCGCUACUCAGUCACCGCUGUUCUCACUACAGACACACAAGGCAGCAAUUCGUUCCCAAUUCCUGAAGGGGUGCUAACCCCAGUUGUGCAAGCCAUGGAUCUGGUCGAUAACCAGCAAGCUCUUUUUACCGACAUCGCCUUUACUAUUGACCUGACAGGCGUCGAUUGCAACCAGGCCGGCUACUCAUACCUCUGCGUCACCCUGGAUUCGUCUGAGGCAUGUGCCACAUCAUGGUGCCAGUCACCAGAAGCUGUCGACACAGCUUGCACUCCAAUCUUCUGUUCUUGUGAGUUGCUGAUUCUGUUGUCCCAAGCACCUUCUCUAUCUAUGAGAAGUUAG
Molecule: messenger RNA, 946 nt
Organism: Acanthaster planci (crown-of-thorns starfish)
Lineage: Eukaryota; Metazoa; Echinodermata; Asteroidea; Valvatida; Acanthasteridae
Source: RefSeq, a predicted model, not a curated record